AUGGUGGUUCCAGACUCUUUCACUCCGGAAGAUUAUGAUCACCAAUUUUUUUAUCAAUUUGAUGGAGAAAAUUAUUCCGUUUCUUGCGUAUUAUAUUCACAAUCUUUAAUCGCAAGCAUACUAAAUAAAGAAAUGUUCGGAAUAGACAUUGAUGUUAAUAAUGUGAAUAAUUCAAGACGCAACAGGUUAUCAUUAUCCUUACAUCAAAAGCUACGACUUGAAAAUAACUUGAAGCAAGUUCUUCCUUCUCAUCUUUCAAAAAAUCACAUUCCCGAAAAUGAAAUGAGAUCAAAUUCCGACGGAAAUAUGAAUGACGAUGUUCAUAAUUCUAAUAACUACCCACAUCAAAAUUUUUGUCAACAUUGCGCUUCCAAUAUAGAAACGAAUUCAUUUCAUGGGAAUAUUGAGAAUAAUAUAACAAUGGCACAAGUCAUUAAUCAAAAUGAUGAUGACGGUGGUUUGGCAAGAGACGAUCAUUUUAUUUAUCAAAGGCAUUCUCAUGUCGCUCAUUUUUAA
Molecule: messenger RNA, 516 nt
Organism: Funneliformis caledonium
Lineage: Eukaryota; Fungi; Glomeromycota; Glomeromycetes; Glomerales; Glomeraceae
Source: the annotation of a GenBank genome assembly